AAAAAACCCAUACGUCUGGUGUUGGCCUACGCCGGGGUAGACUUUGUGGACAAACGGUACGAAUCUUCGGAACGGGACGUAUGGCUAUCAGACAAACCUAACUUAGGGCUCGACUUCCCUAACCUUCCCUAUUAUAUGGACGGCGACACAAAAAUGAGUCAAUACAUGGCUAUAUUGAGACACGUGGCCCGCAAGCAUGGACUGAUGGCCAGAGAUGGCAAGGAACUGGACCUUCAAGAAAUGGUAGCCGAACAGAUCACUGAUAUUAGACUGAGAUUUGUUUUUAUGGUGGUGUAUGGUCCUACUGACCCUGAUCAGGUUAAACAGGGUUACAUCACGGGCACUCUGGUACCUGAAUUGGAUGAGCUGGUUAAGUUUAUGGGUGCUAAACAGUGGUUGACUGGGAAGUUAUCAUACUAUUUGGCGCGGUUUGAAGCACUUCCAGCUAUUAAAACCUACCAGAGAUCGAGUCAAUACAUACAGUGGCCGGUAGUCAUACCCAUAGCCAAAUGGUGCCGGGCGGUAUGGCUAUCAGACAAACCUAACUUAGGGCUCGACUUCCCAAACAUUCCCUAUUAUAUGGACGGUGACCUAAAAAUAAGUCAAUCUAUGGCUAUAUUGAAAUACUUGGCCCGAAAGCAUGGACUGGUGGCCAGGGAUGACAGGGAACUCAUAAAGCAAGAGAUAGUUGCCGAGCAACUGAGCGAUAUUAGGAUGAGAUUUAUUAUGGGAGUUGUAUUUAGUCCUAAAGAUCUGGCUGAUGUUAAGGACGGGUAUAUCACUGGUUCCCUUAUUCCCCAAUUGGAUGAGCUGGUUAAAUUUUUGGGUAAUAAACAGUGGUUAACUACAAAGUUAUCGUACGUAGACUUUAUUGCCUAUGAGAUACUGGACUGGUUUAGACUGUUUACACCGGAAACUAUAGCUAAGUAUCCAGUGAUUGGC
Messenger RNA from Oppiella nova, 942 nucleotides. NCBI's taxonomy places the organism in Eukaryota, Metazoa, Arthropoda, Arachnida, Sarcoptiformes, Oppiidae. The record is from the annotation of a GenBank genome assembly.